UGGGCUUGUUCUUAUUCAUGCUUUGAUAUCAUAUAUGAUGAUGAUACGAGGUUGCAUUUUCAUCGAAAUGGGCGUGGGCUGACUCAUACUAUGAUUCUACCAGAUGAUAUUGGGCUUACAUAAUUUGAUUGAGUCCGAAUUGGUGACUUCACUUGUGAUUUCACUACGGCUCGCGCAUGCUUACUGCGAUGUCACAUGACUAGUUAAGUUUGGUUGCCUGAAAUUGGGCGUUGCUGGUAGGCAAUCACCGGUCAUCAAUGAGUUGAUGGGUGAUCGGGUUGGUCAUCUUGUGUUUCGAGCUGUAAUUAGAGUUACUGGAUUUUAUUUUAUGGUAUUUCAGUAAAAGACACAAGUUUUCCGUUAAUAUCUCUUUCAUUCCAAGCAAGGUAAUGUGGAUUACCGGCAAGAUUACCGGUCCAUACCAAACAUGUAAUCUUAAUAGUAACUAAGUGGAAAUCUAGACUGCUAGUAAUGUUAAAUGGUAAUGCACCAAAGGCCACCUUAGAUAAUGUAGUUUUUAUGCUUGCUCUGUGUAUGUUUAUAUACAUAGUUUUUUGAUAGCUAUUGAGUUAUUGUUAAUGAUGUUGGAAUUGUUAAUUGUUGUUGUAAUUCUCAUUGUUUUUCCAUUCCCAAGACAUUAUUAUCUUCCCGUUUGGUAUGCGGAAAUUAAAGGGGUUCUAUAGAAUGAAAUGUAAUGGUAUUAUGAGGAAAGUUUCGAUUUUUUUGUUGAACAUUACUGUUAAAUAUAUAGAUCUCAAUAGUUUAGGACUUAAAUGUAAAUAGUCUUUAGUUUCUCUCUAGUUGUGUAAAUAACUCAUUGGAGUAUAUAAAAUGCUAAGUGUGGAUAAUCCCACUUACGAUUCUUUUCCCAAUCUCUGUGUUUUCAUGGUAUCAGAGCUAGGGUUGGGGGAAAAUCGUCAACCCAGCUGAAGCAAUCGUCAAUCGUCAACCCAGCUGUUGCUUCCUUCUCCAGUCGCUGUCUCUUCGUCUCUAGGCGUCCUGGCUCGAAGCUUUCUCUAGUCACAGCUUCCUCCAGUCGCUGCUUCAGUCGCUACUCUUUGUUUCCAGCUGCCUCCAGUUGCUGCUUCGGUCGCUGGUUCUUGUCUCCAGUCACUGAAGUCGCUAUUUCAGUCUCCAGAGGUCGCUGGUUCCGUCUCUUCUUCAAGUAUUGGUUCCGUCAGUCUUCAGGUGGUCGCCCAGUUCGUCUCAAGUGGUCCCCUCCUUAUUUUCAGUCUGCUCCCGUGGGCCUACUGGCUUCAUCUCCACCCUACUGUAGAGCUUGUACCUUUGCAGUGCGUAUAUCCAACCGAAUCUUUUUGAGAAGAGUGGAUCAAAUCAGGCUCCUUAUUUUUCGAAUAUGAAAAUAAUAAAAGCCAAUGAUGGUCCUCUUACAAAUUUUGAGGUACUGGACUAUUUGCGGUCAAGAGGGGCUUCCAAGGAGGUUGCCGUCACAGUUGCCCCAUCAGAGUAUAAGGUUUUUGAGUAUUUGGUCGAGACUGCUGCAUGCAAUCAGACAAGAGAGCAUGUGACCGACUUUGUGCAAAAGGUCAAGACAUACAACCUUGCAAAGGCGGAGGUGCUUAACAUAAUAAACAUUAGGCCUCCACUACCUGUUGGAAUUUUCACGAUUGUGGAGAAUUGUGACGCUCGUUUGGGUGAAGCCGCAGCUGAAGAGCUUGCAGAGAUGGUCUCUGAAACUUUGCCCCCUCCUCUGGCGCAGCCAGAGAUUCAAGAUGCUGACCAGCUGGACGAAACUAUAGCAGAUGGCAAUCCACAGCCGAUUGCUGAUUCUGAUGGAGAAGCAGCUUAAGCUGUGGCCGGAGGGGCUGUUAACGGUGGAGACGAUAUGGUUGAAGAUGGGAACUUGGGGGAUACAAGGUGAAGGAUUUUCUUUGCUCAGAUAUCCAUUUGUAGAACGUGAAAUCACAUCUCCAACAUACAAAGUCCGGGCCAAAAGAAAUUUUGAAGUUGUCUAUCA
Messenger RNA from Punica granatum (pomegranate), 1978 nucleotides. The record is from RefSeq and is a predicted model, not a curated record. NCBI's taxonomy places the organism in Eukaryota, Viridiplantae, Streptophyta, Magnoliopsida, Myrtales, Lythraceae.